AACAGAGAAAUCACUGUGACACAAGGAGGAAUCUAUAAGUGUGAUGGAAAGAGAGGAAAUCCCUCAUUCUACAGUCAUUCAAGCCAUGAGAACAUCAUUGAAAUAAUGUUUUCCAACAAGGUUUUUGUGACUCGACAACCAAACUGGCCUCAGAUGUUCAGUGGUGAGUCGAUCACUCUGACAUGUGAGGUCCAGGGAGGAGGAACCACUGAGUGGACGUGUGAAUGGAGGAGAUCUGGGUCAAUAAUACACAAGACAGACAGUAAAGACUGGACUUUCAUUGUCUCUGAGUCCAGCAGUGGAAACUACAUGUGUCAGUGUAGAAGCAGAGAUGACUGGUAUUCUUCAACACAGAGGAGUGAAACCAUCAGACUGUCUGUAUCAAGAGAUAAACCUGGAGCCAAACUGACAGCAGGUUCAUCAACCAUACCAGUAGGGGGCAGUGUGACACUGAGCUGCUCAGUGGAGCCCUCUGCUGGAUGGAAGUACAAAUGGUUCAGGCGGACCUCAGAUUCUUCUUUUGUUGAAUUCAGCAGAAAUAAUGAAGAAAACAGAGAAAUCACUGUGACACAAGGAGGAAUCUAUAAGUGUGAUGGAAAGAGAGGAAAUCCCUCAUUCUACAGUCAUUCAAGCCUUGAGAACAUCAUUGAAAUAAUGUUUUCCAACAAGGUUUUUGUGACUCGACAACCAAACGGUUCUCAUGUCUUCAGUGGUGAGUCGAUCACUCUGACAUGUGAGGUCCAGGGAGGAGAAACCACUGAGUGGACGUGUGAAUGGAGGAGAUCUGGGUCAAUAAUACAGUGGACAGACAGUAAAGACUGGACUUUCAAUGUCUCUGAGUCCAGCAGUGGAAACUACAUGUGUCAGUGUAGAAGCAGAGAUGACUGGUAUUCUUCAACACAGUGGAGUGAAACCAUAACAGUAACUGUAUCCAGUCCUGUCAUCUCUUCAUUUCCUGUGAUGUUGAUCGUUGGACCAGUUAGUGGAAUCGUUCUCAUUGUCCUCCUGCUCUUGUUGUGGCGCUGCAGACGGUCCAAAGAUUUGAGCUGCAUCAGGUCAUUUCAGUCUGAAAGCAGCAGCCAGAGGCCGACCACUAAUCAUGGAGUGAACCAGACUGAAAGUGAUUACAGCUUUCUGCUGCAUGGUUAGUCACAGAAUAAACAUCAGUAUUAAUUUGGACAUAACAUCACUUUGUUGUAACUUUUUCUUCAUAAUAAAACAGUUUUAUUAAAU
This is a messenger RNA of Xiphophorus maculatus (southern platyfish), 1233 nucleotides long. RefSeq names its product high affinity immunoglobulin gamma Fc receptor I-like. Gene Ontology annotation, biological process: cell surface receptor signaling pathway. The transcript has 7 exons. The record is from RefSeq and is a predicted model, not a curated record. Gene Ontology annotation, molecular function: transmembrane signaling receptor activity. The coding region runs from base 106 to 1149 and encodes 347 amino acids. Lineage: Eukaryota; Metazoa; Chordata; Actinopteri; Cyprinodontiformes; Poeciliidae.